This is a messenger RNA of Colletotrichum abscissum, 303 nucleotides long. RefSeq lists its product as uncharacterized. Bases 1 to 303 code for a protein of 100 amino acids. Lineage: Eukaryota; Fungi; Ascomycota; Sordariomycetes; Glomerellales; Glomerellaceae. The transcript has a single exon. The record is from RefSeq and is a predicted model, not a curated record.
AUGGGCUCUCAUAUAACGGUGACCAAACGGGUUGAGCGCGUGCUUCCCUGUUGCCUCUUCUCGGUCACUUGUCUCGCCAGGCUCCUACGCUAUACGAGGGAGUACAUUUACGGCGCCGGCGCCCCAUCCCUCAACUUGCUCGCAGUGUCUCCACUGGAUAACCUGACGGCGGCAGAUCUGCUAGCACAUCUCGCGCAUUUCCUCGCACUAGGCAUUGGACCACCGAACGAGCGAAAGAUCUCCCAUAUUAUAGUUCCCGAAGCGGAGUGUAAGCCUUGGCUGCCGUCUAAGCAUGCUCCGUGA